Messenger RNA from Monopterus albus (swamp eel), 2789 nucleotides. RefSeq names its product ligand-dependent corepressor-like. Gene Ontology annotation, molecular function: DNA binding. The coding region runs from base 63 to 1889 and encodes 608 amino acids. Gene Ontology annotation, cellular component: nucleus. Gene Ontology annotation, biological process: regulation of transcription by RNA polymerase II. The transcript has 7 exons. The record is from RefSeq and is a predicted model, not a curated record. NCBI's taxonomy places the organism in Eukaryota, Metazoa, Chordata, Actinopteri, Synbranchiformes, Synbranchidae.
UUCACGUAAACAGAGCGCUUCCUCUUCCCGUGCUGGUGCCCGCCACACAAGAACGAUAGAAAAUGGCGAGUCAGUGUAAAAGGCAGCAAUGCACAAUCGACAGGCGCGGCUUUCGGCAGGAACUUGACUCGUGGAGGCACAAACUUAUUCACUGUGUAGGUUUUGAGAGCAUUCUUGAAGGCUUAUUUGGUACAGAGCUGGUAGAAGAGGUAAAAGUUUUAAACGCCCUUGAACCUACAGCAGUGCCUGACUGGUCAUUUGAUCAAAGUUGUGUAUUCUGCUGUUUGAGAAGAGACAAAGUAAAGGAACACUUAAUUGGAUUAAACAACGAGGGCUUUGAAGAUAUACCCAAACCUCUACUGGUUAAAGAUCUGCCCACAAUCAGCAGACUAGAGAAACAAGCGGAGGAAUUUCUUAGUGCAGUCCUCAACAGAAAAGAUGUGCCAAAUUUUUUGGACCCACACAUUCCAGUAGUGGCUCGAGACAUCCUUCAGAGAAUGAUCCGACAGUUUGCUGCCGAAUAUACCUCAAAAACCAGCUCCCCUCAGGACAGUCGCUCAGAUUCCCAGCCUCCCUCUGACCAAAGCCCGGCUUCCCCACCCUUGUUCCCGGGGGCUCCUCCUCCUUCUUCUAUCAGCCCUGCUGCUACCCUGGCUGGACUUGCACACAACCAGAACCCUGUCCUCAGCAAGCUCCUCAUGGCUGACCAGGAUGCUCCUCUUGACCUCACCAUCAAGAAGCCCCUGGCUGAGCCCAGUGAACAAGAUGGAGUCCUUGACUUAUCUAUUAAAAAGAAUCGCUAUAGUAGCAGCUUGCCUGUCCGUAGUCCCUGUUCUUCUCCAGCCACAUCUACACUCAAGGGGCGAUCCUUGAGAGCGGACGGACAAGUCGGGCUGUUAAUGAGGAGCCUACAGGAUGGGAGGAGGAGGGAGAAUAUCGGCCACUCCAUCCAUUGUAAACCUUCCUCAUCUGUUGCAUACUCUCUACACAUCAAAGAGGAGGCCGAACUGGAGAGCGAUCCAGAGCCACCUCUGCGCCAUAACCACAGCUUCAGACCCACUGACCUUUUUAAAAAUGGAUCCGUUUCCUGGCAUUCCAAAACUCAUUUUGGGGCCCUCCUUAAACUCAAAACUGACAGUGAGGCUAGUGAGCACCUUAAAGACAUACCCAGGUUAUUGGAAGCCACUGGACUUUUGACAAAGUCACUUGCUUGUGAGAAAGGAAACCUCCAGGAGGCCUGCAGGGACCACAGCCUCUCCCUUUCUCAUUCAUCAUCUUUUGACCUCAAGAUUCCACAGGUGCGAGUUAUGGGCACAGGAACAGAUCCAACUUGGGAUUCCUUGUCCACUGAAUAUUCAGGUUCACUUUGUGAGAACAGCCUGGGAAAGAAGCUUCGUUCUGUUCUACCUAAACAAAUCCAAAAAAAGUGCAGUGGAGGUUUUAAUAGCCCACGUUCAGAGAAGGAAUACUGGCCUUAUGACACCGACCGCCAAGCCUUGGGAGGGAGCUGUCCUCUGGAUUCAGAGUCAGACCUGGGUAAUAAGCAGCCAAGGAAAAAACGUGGACGAUAUCGACAGUACAACACUGCGCUGCUGGAAGAAGCUAUUGUGGUGGUUAUGGGUGGGAAAAUGAGUGUGUCUAAAGCCCAGUCAAUCUAUGGCAUUCCACACAGCACCCUGGAGUACAAAGUUAAAGAGCGACUGGGAACCUUGAAACAUCCCCCCAAAAAGAAAUUGAAGCUGAUAAGCCAAGUAGAACAGGGUGUUUCGCAGUCCCCUGAGAGGAAAGAUCUGCAAAACCUCCAGCACAUUGUUUCUGAGAAAAGAGAGAGCACAUCUGAAGGGAAUGCGAAUGAUUUCCCUGAUAGAAGCCGCCCAUCAAAUGAGUGAUAUCUAUGAAUAGUGAUGUAAUUUUUAGCCAGAUAAAUGUUGCAUUUGCCAGACAGUGACAGUAGCUGACAUGUUUUCCAUGAAUUCUUAAUAGUUGUGUGUAACAUUGAAAUUUCUAUUUGUCUUUCAUACAUUUACCAUUAGCAUUAAUAAUAACUGUGUGCAGCCUUCUAUAUUGAACACUCCCAUUGUCUCUCUGCCCCACAUAUUGUGUUCAUUAAGAAUUUCAACUGAAUGUCCGUUUAUUGUUUAGGUCAUGCUUCCAUCAUUCCUGGCUCUCCAUGUGUAUGUACUCUUUAUAUGUAGAACCCUACUGCAUGUUUUAGGCAGUGGCGCCCCUCAGUGUUUUCUUUCAGUACUGUUCAUAGCAUAGCAUAUACAGUUAAUUCUAAUUACUUGUAUAAGACCUGCAAGUAUACAUGAGGGCAUCUUACUAGGCAUCAGUUAUUGUAAAGUGUUUAUGGAUGACAAUGGAAGUUGCUGUCACUGUUUUGCAUAAGCAUGUCAAUGAUUGAAAUGCACACUGGAGAUAUAAUAGAUAAAAUAUCUAUCGAUUCUAAACACUGUUAUCCAAAAAUGUAUUUAUAUGCUAGUUUGUUGGAAUAUUUUCCAGCAUUUCACUUUCCCCUUUAAAUCCAAAUUAAGAUCAUCUUCACAAGCAGUGGGUUUUUUUUUUUCUUUCAUUGCUUUCACUUUACUCAGGAUGAGUUCAGAUUGGGUUGCUGUACUUGUCAAAGAAAUUUGUCUUUAUCAUAUCAUGAUUAAUACAUAUAAAUAUGCCUCAUCCUGCAGAUAUGCUUCACUAAAUUGCCUCAUAGACUAGAAGUCGACUCCAACAGGGAAGGAUAGUGUAGCCUGUUAACCAUUCGAGGUAGCAUUUCAUAUCUUACUAUAUCACUC